GGAAGGGAGAACAGUCAUGGCCGGCAGUGUUACAGUGAUAUAGAGCAUUAUAUACCAGUUAAUUGUGAUCACCUUACCAGUGUUUGCUUGGCCACUGUACCGUCGCAAAUGGAUGACUGGACCGCUGAUGUAUUGACUAAACACUAUAAUUCAUUAGUGAGCAGAGAUUCCGGAGAAAUGUCCAACUCCGGAAGGUUUUAAUGAAAAUUAUGUGAUUGAUUGGUCAAAUAGGAAUGAAUAGUCUUGAACUAGCCCGAGUGAUGUUUGGUUGACACUGUCGUGUCGCAUUGACGUAGAGAACAGAUAAAUGAGGCGGUAGGCCCGGUAAAUUACGCUGGCCUCGUUGGGUGUUUUUGCAUGUCGUUUACGGUCAUCUUAUGGAGAUGUCGCACAGCUUGAUGCGCUCGAGAGUAAACUGCAGUUAGAAGAUGUAGCAACUGGCAUUAUACGAGCUCAUAUACACCGUGCAUAUAGAUCACUCUGAUUCAGAAAUGAACCGUGUAAUCUCCGUACUUCUUGUGCUAGUCCCUGCCAUCGCUGCAGUGGGUGCUGUACCGUGGAAUGACGAGGCUCGCCUGGUCUCAGAUCUGUGGACGAACGCCGGGUACGAUGCGAAGAUCCGCCCAGUCCGAAACGCCUCCGAGACGGUGCAAGUCGCUCUGCGGGUGGAUGUCUUCUCCAUUCUUAAUGUUGAUUCCAAGGAACAAGAAAUUAGAAUUGCUUCUGUAUUUAACAUGAAAUGGCAAGAUGACAGGUUGAGAUGGAAACCUGACGUCUACAACGGUCUGGAGUAUCUGUCAGUUGCGGCGGGCAAGACCUGGUAUCCCAAACUCCGGGUGCUGAACGCUCUUGAAGAGUCAAGACUGAUCACGGACGAUACAGAAGUGAUGAUCACCAGUGAGGGCGUGCUUCAUGUGCUUCACUCCCUCAUCUUCGAGACGCAAUGCCACCUUCAACAGGCGUUGUUCCCCUUCGAUGUCCAGGAAUGUCAGUUCCUUGUCGGCACAGCUGGCGUCCCGAGCGGCGUGAUGAGGUUAGAGGCCUCCAAGGCCGAUAAACCUCGCGAAGAGGUCCAGUCAAUCUCCAGUUGGCAUCUUGAUGACCUCACGGUCCGUGGCAUCCUGUCACCGACUUGCAUCGAUGCACACGCGGUAGCAGAUGGUGAGGAGUGCCGCCGAACCUCAGAGACUACGGUGAACCUCACGCUGAGGCGCGAACCUAAGUACCACGUGUACACGGUACUUGCCCCCUGCACGAUCCUCACGCUCCUAGCCUCAAUGAUCUUUUGGCUGCCCACCGAGUGCGGCGAGAAACUCUCCUUCGGUAUUUCCAUUUUAUUCGGUUUUGUUAUCUUUCAGCUGCUUGUUCAGGAUGCAUUGAGUGAGGCAGGAGGCGAGAAACCCUCACUCCUGAUUCGUUACGUGCUCUUCAACUUCGCGCUUGUCGGUGUGGCAGUCAUGAUAUCUGCUGUAUCUAUUGCCCUCUACCACAGAGGUGAUGGCGGGGAAACCUCACAAGGCACGGCCUUGUGUAAGAUCUGCGCACCUCAUGCACAAGUUGGUAUUGAGGAUCCCCAACAAGCAAGACUCACUCAAGACAGAGAAGGAGAUGCAGCAAAGGACGAGGAAAAACCGCAGUCAAAGGCAAAGAAACCCUGGAACUGGAAGAAAAUCGCGAAGUAUCUGGAUCGCGUCUCCUUCGUUGUCUAUUACAUCGCAUUCUUCAUCUUCUUUUUGGUGAUAGUUGUUGAGGUUAUCCAGAUUUAGGGAGCAUUGGUACCGGGUGAGGGUGUGAGGCGCCAGAGGUUGCCACUUUGUGAGGUUACCGGUACAAAUCGGGGCAUUCGAAAUCGCGAAGUUUUACCAGGGUCUGUUUACAUAUAGAUGUUUAGAGACUGACUCUUUGCACUCGUAAAGAUCCACCCAGAUAGCCCGAAUAAAUGUAAAGUACAACGUGAAUUAAUAAUCUUGUAUAUUGAUGAACAGUAGCGGAUCUGGGUGGGGUGGGGUGAGGGUUGGUCGAAGUUCCCCUGAUCUCACUAUCAGGGCAUGCCUUCGGCACACCUUCACUCACCGUCCCCCCUUUUAUAUCAACCCCUGUUUCCUGAAAGCCAGAUCCGCCCCUGAUGCAACCUCCAUGUCUUUUGAUUUUGUGUGUAUAUGUUGUAGGAGAAAUUGUGAUUUUUAUGACAUUUCAAGAUUUGAACGGCCAUGCAAACACGAGUAACCGCGAUGUAUCAAAAACGCGGAAGUGGAAUGAACUUAAAAUAAACUUAAACUACUGCCAGCAUGUGAAUAAAACAGUGUUCGGGUUAAGUCAAAAACAAGGAUUUUUGUCUGUCCUUUCCUAAAUGCUUCUAAAAGCAUUACAUGGUGGCAGCGGUAAACUGAAGACUUUUGUGGGUACCAAAACAAACUCAGAAAGUGAAAGUGCCUUUUUGGAAAAUUUGUUUCACAGG
Messenger RNA from Patiria miniata (bat star), 2458 nucleotides. RefSeq names its product acetylcholine receptor subunit beta-like. The record is from RefSeq and is a predicted model, not a curated record. NCBI's taxonomy places the organism in Eukaryota, Metazoa, Echinodermata, Asteroidea, Valvatida, Asterinidae. Gene Ontology annotation, cellular component: acetylcholine-gated channel complex; neuron projection; synapse. The transcript is spliced from 6 exons. Gene Ontology annotation, biological process: synaptic transmission, cholinergic; nervous system process; regulation of membrane potential. Gene Ontology annotation, molecular function: extracellular ligand-gated monoatomic ion channel activity; acetylcholine binding; acetylcholine receptor activity. Bases 492 to 1766 code for a protein of 424 amino acids.